UGAGAGGGGGCAGAGCCUGAAGUUCCAGGGACACCACUGUGGAAGCAUCAGGGAGCAGUGCCUUGGGACACAGAUAUGGGGGUCCCAGAACACCGGCUGUUCAGGGGGCUCUGGGGGACAGAGCUCAGCAUCCGAAAGCCAUAGAUAUGGGGACCCAGGGGACAGUGCCCAGCAGCAUAGAUAGGGGUCUCAGGGAAUCAAGCGGACAGAGCCCACAGUCCCAAGAACAGAGUUACAAGCUCGUUAGAACCCAGAUAUCUAGGGUUUGCAGAAUCAGCACUUGGGCGCAAGAAACUGGGGUUCCUGGCAUCCAGAUCCGUGGUGUGAAAGGCAGUCAGGGAAACAGCGACUGGGGUUCUAAGAAGACAGAUAGUGGGGAUGUCAGGACAUCAGAACCUCAGGAACCCAGGAGAACAGACUGGGAGUCUGAAGCAUCCGAGUCGAUGUCUGGACGGAAGGGAAGGGGGUCCUGGGGAGCCAGCGGGACAGAGAUCCGGGGCUCUGGGCACCCAGUUAGGUACAGUCACACAGGACGGAUCAGGGGCUCAUCUGAAGUCACAGGGUCAGGGGGGUCACAAAGUCAAGGCCUGGGGACUGAGGGUUCUAGGGUUCUAGGAAUGCGGGCCAGCACUGGGGAGUUCUGGGACUGGAGGACUUAGGGCCAGGAUGAAGAAUUCAGGGGUCUCCAGGCAAAAGGCUUCAGGGCACCAAGAGCUGGCACCGGAGAUACGAAGACUUGGGGGCGCAGGGAUGGGGGGCCCCCAAGGAUCAGGAGAUGAUAAAGAAGGCCAAACAUCAUUCUCUCCAUCCCUGAUCUCAAGGAAGGGGCAUCUGCUACCACCUUACCAUCCCCGAGUGACCCCAAAAGCUGCAGAGAGCCCAUGCCUAGUGCCCCCAGAUUUUGGCCCCGUUCCUGCACCUUCCACCCCAUCGGAGUACAGCACUUAGAGAGCCUCAGCUUGUGCAUCAGGAGGCCUGCCGCUGCCUCCUCCCCUUUCCCCAUUCCCUGGAUGAGAACCCAGGCCUCAGUUUUCCCCAUCUGUGUGGUGGGUGGAUAUGUCUUUGCUGCCGUAUUUGGCUUCUGACGCCAUUCCUCUCUCCUUCUGACCCCCUUUCUCCCCAACUCUCUACACAGUCACCCCACACCCUACACCUAUUCUUACCUCCCUCAGCCACAAAUUCACCCAGCAAACAGGCCCUGGGGUCCCCUGCUGAGUGAUGAUGGGGUUCAGUCCCGUCCUUAAGGGACUCUGCCUAGUAAGAGAUGGAGGUCAGAGGCACGAAGAGGUAAGUGACAAUGACCGUGACCAGGGCUCAGGGGGAAUGGUGAAGGCGGAGGAAGUUGCCAGAGCCAGAAGAUGGAUGUACAAGGCCAGGUUGUCUUGGGCCUCUCAGCAAAAGGGACCUGGACCUCUACUGCCCCUGUACCCGACCCCGACCAUGGGCUCCCUCUUUCCUCUCCUGAACGUGCCUACACCCCUGUACCCCAUGGUGUGCUCCGUGGAACAUCCCCUAUCGGCUGACAUCGCCGUGGCCACCCGUGCAGAUGAGGACGGAGACACGCCACUCCACAUUGCCGUGGUGCAGGGCAAUCUGCCUGCUGUGCAUCGGCUUGUCAACCUCUUCCAGCAUGGGGGCCGGGAGCUGGAUAUCUACAACAACCUACGACAGACACCGCUACACCUGGCUGUGAUCACCACACUGCCAUCUGUGGUCCGGCUCCUCGUGAUGGCCGGUGCCAGCCCCAUGGCACUGGACCGACAUGGCCAGACAGCAGCCCACCUGGCGUGUGAGCACCGCAGCCCGACCUGCCUCCGGGCCCUGCUGGACAGCGCAGCCCCGGGCACCGUGGACCUAGAGGCCCGCAAUUACGACGGGCUCACCGCCUUACACGUGGCGGUGAACAUGGAGUGCCCCGAAGCCGUGCUGCUCUUGCUGGAGCGAGGCGCAGACAUCGAUGCGGUGGACAUUAAAAGCGGCCGCUCCCCACUCAUCCACGCAGUGGAAAACAACAGCCUGAGCAUGGUGCAGCUCCUGCUGCAGCACGGCGCCAACGUGAACGCGCAGAUGUACUCGGGCAGCUCGGCGCUGCAUUCCGCGUCUGGCCGCGGGCUCCUCCCGCUCGUGCGCACGCUGGUCCGCAGCGGCGCCGACAGUGGCCUCAAGAACUGCCACAACGACACGCCGCUCAUGGUGGCGCGCAGCCGCCGGGUCAUCGACAUCCUGAGGGGGAAGGCGACCAGGCCCGCUCCUGCAUCACAGCCGGAGCCCUCGCCGGACCGCAGUGCCACCACCUCCCCUGAGAGCAGUAGCCUCCUCAGCUCCAAUGGUCUCCUUUCUGCAUCACCCUCCUCCUCGCCCUCCCAGUCUCCCCCCAAGGACCCACCUGGAUUCCCCAUGGCUCCCCCCAAUUUCUUCCUUCCUCCCUCAUCUCCACCUGCCUUCCUGACCUUCGCUGGGGUCCUCCGAGCCCCUGGCCGGCCGGUGCCCCCCUCUUCAGCUCCAGGAGACAGCUGAGAGGGAUGGGGGGGCAGAUCUCAGACUCACGCGGAGCGACCUCCCUGCCCUGUUGGGGUCAAGCCUCCUGGAAACUGUGAAAACCUCACUCUGCCCCCCCCCAAUCUUCAGGACCAGGAUUUGCACAGAGGCACAAGCAUGUACCCAUAAGCCCCCUCUUCCGAGCAAAGAUAUCUUCGCGCCCCGUGCCCCCGACCCAGGACUCUUACAAACCUUUUAUCCUCUGGUACCAGGCCCCUGCCUUGAGUUCCGCCCAAAUUCCUUCUCCUCUCCCAGAGCUGGUGGAACCAGGGAAUCGCCACUCCCCUCCCCCCCUCUACCCAGAUGGAUGAGGAGGGGCAGGUGGGCUGUAGCCAGGCACUGAUAACAAUGUAAAUUAUUAGGCAUUUUGGUUAGAUUUCUUUUGUAAUAAACUAUUUUUGUACCAUA
Messenger RNA from Felis catus (domestic cat), 2946 nucleotides. RefSeq names its product BCL3 transcription coactivator (gene BCL3). Gene Ontology annotation, molecular function: protein binding. The coding region runs from base 1219 to 2517 and encodes 432 amino acids. The transcript has 9 exons. NCBI's taxonomy places the organism in Eukaryota, Metazoa, Chordata, Mammalia, Carnivora, Felidae. The record is from RefSeq and is a predicted model, not a curated record.